This is a messenger RNA of Rhagoletis zephyria (snowberry fruit fly), 1086 nucleotides long. Its product is annotated as myc protein-like. The record is from RefSeq and is a predicted model, not a curated record. NCBI's taxonomy places the organism in Eukaryota, Metazoa, Arthropoda, Insecta, Diptera, Tephritidae.
AUGGACAGCCAAUUAAGUGUAAACUGUUCUCCUGGAACUUUUCAACGCAUACAAAGUGAUGAAAAUUAUAGGAGGGAAAUAAUUGGCGAGGUUCUAAAGGGCCAAGACAGCACGGUAAGCGAACUGGUGUUUACACCGGUUGAACACUCAGCGUUGAGCCAGGAAAGCGUAGCAGCUGAAGAAGAUUUUACGCCAAUUCAGCCCAGCGAAGAGGGGCCAAAAAUGAUUUGGCUGGAAGCACCAACGAAGUUGAUGCUAUCGUUGCUGCAGGAGCUUCAGCCGAAGGUGGGCAAAUCGGUGCAGGUAAAAGAUAAAACCAAGAUGUGGAAGAUCAUAGAGGAGAGAAUGGCGUUUGAGGGCUAUAAUUUUUCAAGCGUACAGAUUGAAAACAAGUUUCGCGGUCUUGAGAGACAAUUUAAAAAAACGAUGCUGCAUAAUAGGAGAACGGGCAGCAACAGGGAAACUUGUCCUUAUCAAAGUGAGUUGAAUGAUAUUUUGGGGAAAAGGCAUUCAGUAAACGCCAGUUAUUCCUUGCACAGUGCAGACGUAACCGAGCCUUAUUUGUCCGAGAGCGCUUCCGACUUGGAUCAACCAAUGCAAGAUGAAGAAAUCGAUGUUGUAUCAGUCAGUGACAAGAAGCUACCCACCAAUCCAUCGGAUCGUGAUCGUCGCGCCAUCGAACACAAAGUUGGCUAUAGGUUCUCAACAGCGCGAAUUGUCAAGAACCCCAACGGCAUACGCACCAUACCACCACGUCGCCGCGGCUCCUACACUCUACCUUACACACCGGCCAGCAGUAGUCCGGUGAAGUCAGUUUCUACCUCACGUUAUCCUUCACCCUCAAGCACACCCUAUCACAGCGGUAACACCACCACCUACGCCAACAAAUUUAUUCUACAACAACAGGCUAACGCACUAAGCACUGACGCCAAUAAUGGACAUUGUCAUAUUAUCACUAGCAGCGCUGAUAAAUCACGUAAGCGUCUCACCAUGAACAGCAGUGCCAACAGCAGUGCUGACGUCAGUCGCGAUCUGGAUUAUACGUUGCCGCCGAGCAAGAAGCAUCGCGGUAAGAAAUCUUGUUAG